GCGGAUCUGUAUAUAUAAACUCGGCCCAUGUCUACAUGUCCAUGCUGCGAUCCAUUCUCUUUGGCUCCUCCCAUUCCGCCUCCGCUGUUCCGCCACCAGCAGCGAUCGCCCUUGUAACUGCGUCAUAACAAAUACUCCCGGGAAUUACAUACAUCCGAUUAGGGACAUGUCCCAAUAAUUCUCCAUGUCUGGGCGCUCUUUCAUUUGCCUCACCAUGUCCACGGCAUCGGUAUCGCAGAGGUCGCUCCUGGUCACGCUGGCGGCGCAGGCCAUGAGCUCGGUGGGAUUCAGCGUGAGUAUCCUAGCAUGGCUCGUCCUCUCUGUCGUGCCAUUACCCAAGCAAGAGCCGCCCGUCAUUCCCGACAAGAAGACGCGACGUCGCUCUGCUCCUGCUGCCCUACCAACACAAGCGCCCCGACGAGACUCUUUGACGCCCUCGCUCCUCACAUCGCAGUCGCCCAAAUCACCCUCCAUCCUCGAUUCACCAGCGCGGACGCGUCGCGUGUAUUUCGCAGACUCCCCAACUACCCCUUCACGACCAGUGCCAUCGUUGCUCGGCAGCUCCAACGAACCCUCCGAUAAGCCGCUACCCGCCUCGCCGCAGGUCAGCCCGAACUCGUCGUCAUCGACACUGGUGCACCCGUACACCACCAUCGCCACGCCGACCCUCGAAACAUUCCGCGAAUCUGCACUUGAAUCUGACUCCUCGUCGACCACGGCAGCCUCACCGCGCCGCCCCUUGGCGCUGUCACGCCCGUUCCAGAAAGCGACGCGCCAUUCCUCCGGGAGCCCUUCCAUUGUUGAGGCGACAGUUUUGCCAGGUUCGUAUACACAGUUCAUCUCGGCUUGUCGAGAUUGA
This is a messenger RNA of Mycena citricolor, 859 nucleotides long. Lineage: Eukaryota; Fungi; Basidiomycota; Agaricomycetes; Agaricales; Mycenaceae. The record is from the annotation of a GenBank genome assembly.